Messenger RNA from Tetrapisispora phaffii CBS 4417, 375 nucleotides. It is a transcript of the gene FYV4, whose product is annotated as mitochondrial 37S ribosomal protein mS41. The record is from RefSeq and is a predicted model, not a curated record. NCBI's taxonomy places the organism in Eukaryota, Fungi, Ascomycota, Saccharomycetes, Saccharomycetales, Saccharomycetaceae. Bases 1 to 375 code for a protein of 124 amino acids. Gene Ontology annotation, cellular component: mitochondrion. The transcript has a single exon.
AUGAGUUCACGCAGAUUUUUUUCAAUUGGUACACCUAUUCUCAAUUCGAUAAAAGUUGCACAAAUGGUAUCACUUAAGCCAACACAAUCCAUACCUGACGUUAAAACAUUUUUAACUAUUAUUGGCAGAGGUUGCCAUGAAUUGGCUGAUACGUACGAAAAUAACUGGGAAAAUUUGGUCAGUUGGGAUUCUCGUAUGUUAAAGGAAAAAGGUGUCUCUGUACAACAACGUAAAUAUAUUUUAGUAACAGUUAGAGAGAAUGAAGAAUGGUCAAGAGAUAAAAGAAAUAAAAAAGGUAAAAAAUCAUUUUUUGGUGGUGAAAGGCACAGGAAAGAAAACAUCGCUAAGUAUCAGGCUGAACAAAGAAAUAAAUAA